AUGGGAAUAUUCUCAAGCUCAAAGUCCUCUUACAAUCACUCGCCACAAUACUCUAAAUCCUCAAGUAGCUGCAGAAUUCCCGCAAAUCCUCAGACGAGAAUCGCUCCCAAAAUGUCAUACGAACAACUCAAAAGAAAGAUCUUGUAUCUCGAGGAUGAAAUUCAUAAAUUGGAGGGACAAUUGGAUGCAUCUGAUUUGCGUAGUAGAAUGUGGUGGACAGAUAUAGAGAAUUAUUAUAACGGCAUGAAGAAAGAUUCGGAGGAGUUCCAGAGGAAGGUUGAUCAGAGACAAGUGAGAUUUAGGAAUGCAAUGAGGAAAGCUCAGGAUCGGGAAAGAGCUAUCAGGAAGUAUGAAGAAGGAACGUAG
Messenger RNA from Botrytis byssoidea, 366 nucleotides. RefSeq lists its product as uncharacterized. Lineage: Eukaryota; Fungi; Ascomycota; Leotiomycetes; Helotiales; Sclerotiniaceae. The transcript has a single exon. The coding region runs from base 1 to 366 and encodes 121 amino acids. The record is from RefSeq and is a predicted model, not a curated record.